This is a messenger RNA of Symbiodinium pilosum, 756 nucleotides long. The record is from the annotation of a GenBank genome assembly. Lineage: Eukaryota; Dinophyceae; Suessiales; Symbiodiniaceae.
AUGUCGUCUGCUGGUGGACAGAGGCCGCCUGCCAACCGAAUGACCCUGCAGACCUUCAAGGCACGCCUGGGCGGAGCCUCGAAAGGCUUCAAGCUGCUCAAGAAGAAGCGAGACGCAUUGAAGGCCAAGUUCCAGGCACUUCUGAAGGAAAUUGUUGACACCAAGCUGAAGGUUGGCCAGAGCCUCAAGGAUGGCGCCUUUGCCCUGGCCAAGGCGCACUACGCGGCCUCGGGAGACGACAUUUCCUCAACGGUCAUCGAGAGGGCGAAGAAGCCUACCUUGACGACGAAGCUGUAUCCUGACAACGUUGCCGGCGUCUCCAUUCCGGUGUUCAAGAUGAACUAUGAUGCCUCCCAGGAUAGCACAGCCCAGACCAUGGGAGUUGGAUCUGGUGGAGCCGUCUUGAAUGCCACGCGCGAGACGUACGUGAAAGCAAUGGAGUGCAUCGUGAAGCUGGCUUCCCUACAGACAGCUUUCCACACCUUGGACGAGGAGAUCAAGAUGACCAGCCGACGUGUGAACGCUUUGGAGUACGUGCUAAUCCCGCGGAUUGAGGAGCUCAUCCAUUACAUCACUCAGGAAAUGGACGAGGAGGCGCGAGAGGAGUUCUUCAGAGUGAAGAAGGUUGUGGAAAAGAAGAAGGUCAAGAUGGCGAAGGAGAAGGAGCUGGCAGCACAGCAGGGCAAAGAGCAGAUUGCAGCGAUUGAUGCGCCGAGCAUCCUCUCGUCCAAGAAGGAUGACGAUCUGGUGUUCUGA